Oldenlandia corymbosa var. corymbosa is the source of this 3014-nucleotide messenger RNA. Lineage: Eukaryota; Viridiplantae; Streptophyta; Magnoliopsida; Gentianales; Rubiaceae. The record is from the annotation of a GenBank genome assembly.
CACUUAUGGAAAGUGGUGGGUGUAUUAUUAUUUUAAUUAUUUUUUUUAAUGAAAGUAGGAAUUUUAUUAUUAAUAAUUUAUUUUUUUGACAGAAUACUAGUCCAAUGCGAGUGCUCAACUCAGCCUCAAGUUUCAACUACUGACUUCACUAAUUAUAUGUCCCUCUUUUACUAUUAGUUCCUUCAAUCACUUCUCUCUCCAAAUAUCUCUUUCAUGUUUGAAAAUUUCAUUCAGAGUUUGCAGUUUAACACCACCAUCCUCCUUCUGUUGUACUACUUUUGUUCCCAAAAAAAACGCGGUCUUUGAAGACUUUCUUAGCCUUCAAGAAUCUUGCAUAAUAUUCAACUAAGUUAGUAUAUCUCUGCAGACUGCAGACUUUGAUUAUCUAAAGUAUGGAAAUCCCUGAAAAUUAGCAAAGAUAACAAAAAACCUUUUGGAAUACUCCUUUGAUCUUCUGGACUUGCUUCCAUUCCUUUCCUGUUAAUCAAGUUUAGUGAGCAUCAGUUAUAAAGGGGUCCAGCCAGAUUUGAUGGUUCCUCAAAUUUUGUAGCAGAGGUUAUUUCCUGUAGAAUAAUGUCAAAGAUGAAUGGUUUUAAAAGGAAAAAGCCUUGAUUUCUAUGUGUUUUAGCUAAAGAAAGAGAUCAUCCCUUGUCAGUUUUCCUCCCAUCUUUGAUGUUUUUUCUUAUGCUUUUGCAUCAUAUUUGAUCCCAGUAGCCAUCUCUGUCCUCCUCUGAUCAGAGAUAUGCAAGUUUCCUAGGAAGAAAGAUUCAAGCUGAUACCAGCUUUCCUUGUUUUCACUAGAAGUGGAUUGACCACCUCAGUUUCUUGUGUUUUUUGAUCAUUCAAGUUUCUGUUGGUAAAAGAUGGAGAACUCGGAAUCCGUAAUCGACAGCCAACAGCAUCUGCUUGCUGCAGUCUAUCAUCUUGUGAAAGCACUUAAUGGAAGCAAUGAUUUGGUGAAUGGCGACAUGAAAAGGGUCCUAAGUGAACUUGAUGUUCAGCUCUCCAGAUUGAGUUUGGUUGAUGAUACGAGUGAGGCUGACAGGACCAAAGAGAUUGAAAAUCGGCUCAAAUUUGCCCAGAAAAAGAUCAUGAGUUUUGAAUCCAAGGGCUCAAAGGUUUGGGAUUCAGGUCCUGGGGAGGAUUAUGGAUACUUACAAGCUGUUGAUGAAGUUAGAAGGCUGGCAAAUUCUCUGGAAAACAUGCCAACAAGCCAAACUCUGAAGGGGAAACAGCUAAGAGAUGAAGCUCAGAAUAUUCUGCAGGCAGCAAUGGCAAAACUCCAGGAAGAAUUAGUCCAAAUCCUUUCCAAGAACAUGAAACAAUUAGCUGCCCAUGAAUCUGUUUGUUUGCCCAUCUUAUGUGAGGAAACAGCAGUUGGGGAUGAGGAAGAAUCAUCCAUAGUUUCGGCUGAGGAUAUAUCAUUUGAAGUCCCUGGUCAGAGAAGUAGAGCCAUCAAUGAAUAUGAGCAGCAUUUAGUGGAUUUAGUCCAUCCUAAUGCUAUUACUCUGAUCAAAGCCAUAGCAGAAGUGAUGUUUGCUUCUGAUUAUGGUCAGGAGUUUCGCCACGCUUUUAUUGGUUUCUGGAGGAAGGCCUUGGAUGAUUACUUGAUCACUCUCAACGUCAAACAAGUCAGCAUAGAGGACGUUCUUAAAAUGGAUUGGAAAUGCUUGAACUGCCGGAUCAAAAACUGGUGCCGGGCGACAAGAAGCUUGAUUGGAUUCUAUCUUCCUAGCAAAAGACGGCUAUUCAACCAAAUUCUGGAGGGUCUGGGAUCAAUGAGCUCUUCUUGCUUCAUUGAGGCUUCUAAGGCUUCUGUGAUGUGCUUUCUGAAUUUUGGCCAAGCAGUCAUAAUUGGCCCCAAAACACCAGAAAGACUUUUUUGCUUGCUUGAUAUGUAUGAGGUUAUGUCAGGACAUCUGCAAGAUUUGAAUUAUUUGUUUGCAGAUGACGACGGUUCUGGUUUGGGUUCUUUUGUCAGGAAUGAGUUUCAUGAGCUUCUAGAGAAACUAGGAAACUCUGCAAAAGAGAUCUUUCUCCAACUUGGGAACCAUAUUGCCUCAAAUACAUCGAGAACUGCUUUCACAAGUGGAGGAAUUACCCAUCUUACAAGGUAUGUCAUGAACUAUAUGAUGCUAGUUCAAGACUACGGCCAUACCCUGAAUUUGCUCCUUGAAGAACAGAACCUAAUUGACAAUCCAGGUCGAGUCUCUAAUGCAGAGGUUUCUCAGAUCAUCGAUGGCUACAGGACAAGUCCCGUGGCACAUUUCCUUCAAUCAGUUACUUCCAUUUUGGAAGCCAAUCUGGAUGCUAAGUCAGACCUAUACAGAGAUGAAGCUUUGAAGCAUAUAUUCAUGAUGAACAACAUCCACUACAUGGUCCAGAAGAUUGAGAACUCCGAAAUACGAAGCUAUUUUGGGGAUGAAUGGCUCCGAAGGCAUGUCAGAAAAUUCAGACAGCAUGCAACAACUUAUGAGAGAAUCGCAUGGGGCAACAUACUUUCAAUGCUAAAGGAUGAUGGGUGCAAAGGAAAGGCAGCUCUUAAGGUUAAAUGCCAGAAAUUCAAUGCUGCUUUUGAGGAGCUAUACAAGAGUCAAACGGGAUGGAAUAUCCCAGAUAGGGAACUUCGGGAGGAUGUCAGAAUCUCAGCUUCCGGGAAACUCAUCAAUGCAUACAGGCCAUUUGCCGGUAGGUUAAGAGAUGGUUGCAUUAGUGACCGCUAUAUCAAAUACACAGCAGAUGACUUAGGGAAUUAUAUCUGGGAUCUUUUUGAGGCUUCUCCUAAGUCAUUGAACCAUCACAUUAGGCGAUGAGUUCGGAAUUUUCUCAAGUCCUGGUUGUAGCUAAUGUACCAUUGGAUCAUUAAGUUGAUUUGCAUUUCUCUAAUUACAGUGAUUUCUAGUGCAUUUCUUUGUAGACAAAGAACCUACACUUCUUACUAACAUACACUAUCACUAAAAUAAUAAAGAAUAUUACUUCAGAUAUGCAUAUCGAUAACAUAGAGCAUUCCGGUG